This is a messenger RNA of Wickerhamiella sorbophila, 1242 nucleotides long. RefSeq names its product Argininosuccinate synthase. Gene Ontology annotation, biological process: L-arginine biosynthetic process; urea cycle. Gene Ontology annotation, molecular function: argininosuccinate synthase activity; ATP binding. The record is from RefSeq and is a predicted model, not a curated record. The transcript has a single exon. The coding region runs from base 1 to 1242 and encodes 413 amino acids. Gene Ontology annotation, cellular component: cytoplasm. Lineage: Eukaryota; Fungi; Ascomycota; Dipodascomycetes; Dipodascales; Trichomonascaceae.
AUGAGCAAAGGAAAGGUUUGUUUGGCAUAUUCUGGAGGUCUUGACACUUCUGUGAUUCUUGCGUGGCUGUUGGAGCAAGGGUACGAAGUCAUCGCUUUCAUGGCCGACGUUGGUCAGGAGGAGGACUUUGACGCUGCCCGCGAGAAGGCCAUGAAGAUCGGUGCUACCAAGUUCGUCGUCGAGGACGUCCGCAAGGAGUUCGUUGAAGAGCUCUGCUAUCCCGCCAUUGCCUCUAAUGCUAUCUACGAGAACGUUUACCUUUUGGGUACUUCUCUGGCCCGUCCCGUGAUUGCCCGCGCCCAGAUCAACGUCGCUGAGCGGGAGGGAUGCUUUGCCGUUUCGCACGGCUGCACCGGUAAGGGCAACGACCAGGUCCGUUUCGAGCUUGCCUUCUAUGCCCUCAAGCCUGAUGUCAAGGUCAUUGCUCCCUGGCGCGAUCCCGAUUUCAUUAAGCGGUUUGUCGGCCGCAAGGACCUGCUAGACUACUCUGCUGAGAAGGGCAUUCCGGUUGCCCAGACCAAAGCCAAGCCGUGGUCCACUGACGAGAACCUAGCCCACAUCUCUUUCGAGGCCGGUAUUCUUGAGGAUCCCGACACCACACCGCCCAAGGACAUGUGGAAGCUCACUGUUGAUCCUGAGGACGCUCCCAACACUCCUGAGAACUUUACCAUUUUCUUUGAGAACGGUCUGCCCUCGAAACUUGUCUACGACAAUGGCAAGGAGGUCACUGAGCCCGUUGAGCUGUUCUUGACCGCCAACAAGAUCGCCCGCCGCAACGGUGUGGGCCGCAUCGACAUUGUCGAGAACCGCUUCAUCGGCAUCAAGUCCCGUGGCUGCUACGAGACCCCCGGUUUGACUUUGCUGCGCACUGCCCACAUCGAUUUGGAGGGCCUGACCUUGGACCGGGAGGUUCGCCAGAUCCGCGACCAGUACGUCACUCCUACCUGGGCCCGCAUCCUGUACAACGGUCUCUACUUCUCCCCCGAGGGUGAGUACGUCCGUGCUUUGAUUGCUCCCUCGCAGAAGACCGUCAACGGUCAGGUCCGCAUGUCAGCCUACAAGGGCAACCUGAUUGUGCUCGGCCGCUCCUCGGAGACCGAGAAGCUCUACGAUGCCACCACUGCCUCCAUGGACGAGCUCACUGACUUUGAUCCCACCGACACCACCGGUUUCAUUGCUGUCCAGGCUAUCCGUAUCAAAAAGUACGGCGAGAGCAAGAUCGAGAAGGGUGAAAAGUUCUAA